GUUUCCAUAUUCGAAGCCCGUUUAUUCACUCAUAUAGGCCCAAUUAAAUAGAAAAAAAAAAAACAUUUUUAAUAUGAAAGGUCAAUGCAAAAACGUUUUGUUAUAACUUAUACGAAGCCGCCGAACCCUCCUCUCUCGUCUUCCCUAUCACUUAGAACUUUGGGGAAAAGGAAGAGACAGAGGAAUCCCAACAAGUGUGAACGUGAUCCGGUUCUAGACUCGGAAGCAAUGGUUUGUUAUAGAGAACCCACAAUGUAUGAUAAUUUUCUGGCAUCUCUCGGUUUAUCGAACAAAGUUGUUACCCGUAUGAAGAAAAGAAGGCACAUGGAGGAGGAAGGUAAAAGCGACACAGAUAUGAUUCAAGGGGGUGGUCAGGAAAGUCUCGGUGCUCUUACUAGGAACACAGAGCAGGAGAAUCAUAAUCUUUAUAAUGAGGAAGAAGAAGGUUUUGAAACGGAUGAUGAGGAGCAUGAGUUGUGUACCUAUGGUCAAUCUUCAUCUACUAGUUCAUUUAGAGAGCACCUAAGUCACAUAUUAUCAACUGAAGAAGUAAAUACUUUACCAAAAGGCAACUGGAAGUUUAAAUGGGAAGCACCUGCCAUUGGCAUGCCAAAUUGCACCUGGAAAGGAACUAGACCAAAUUUUCUUCAUGUUGCUCAGAGUGAUCCAACUUAUGGUCUCAAGCCUAAGUUAUAUAAGCACUGGCUUCAGUUAUACGAGAAAUCUGGAGGAAAAGAUUUUGGCUCAUCUAACAGAAGAAGAUUCUUCUCCAUUUGCAACAGCUAUCUGGAUAUUUUUCAUUCUAACAAGAAACCCUAUUACAAUGGAGGCCGUAGAGAAGACACCAGUCAAAUGGACGCAUACCUUAUGCAUUCUUUAAAUCACAUUUUUAGAACUAGAGAUCUUGUCAAGAAGAAUGAAUGUAAAAUUUCCAAUCUUCCUGAAGAGGAAAUUCUCUCUGAUGAUGGAUUUAGAGACCAAGGAUUUACUCGUCCAAAGGUGCUGAUUCUACUUCCAUACAAGAGUAUUGCUUUUCGUGCUGUGAUGAGGCUCAUUCAACUAACUCCAGAAUCUCAGAGGGUUAAUGUAGAAUACCUUGACCGGUUUAAUAAGGAAUUUGGAUGUGAUGUGAGCACAUGGGAAAAUGAAAUAUCAGAAAAACCUUCUGAUUGGCAAGCCCUUAUUGGUGAUGGGAACGAUGAUGAUGUCUUUAUGAUAGGCAUUAAGCAUACAAAGAAGAGUAUUAGGCUGUAUGGUGAUUUCUAUUCCUCGGACAUGAUUAUUGCUUCACCCCUUGGGAUAGUUACAGCCAUUGGUAAAAAAGAAGAUAAAAAGGAACAAGAUGUUGAUUAUCUGUCCUCCAUCGAGGUUUUGGUUAUCGAUCAUGCAGAUGUAAUGUCUAUGCAGAAUUGGAAGCACGUUGAUACAGCCGUCAAACAAUUAAAUAGAUUGCCAUCAAAACCACAUAGUACCAACAUCAUGCGAGUCCGACCGUUGUAUCUGGAUGGACAUGCACGGUUCUAUCGGCAGUCAAUAUUUAUAAGCUCUUAUUUAACCGCAGAAAUGGAUUCUCUAUUCAAUCAUCAUUGCUUGAACUAUAAAGGAAAGAUGAAGCUGGAGUGUGCGUACGAUGGUGUUCUUAAGGAAGUGUUGUGCAAUGCCACUCAGUUUUUUGAAAGAUUUGAUGCAACCUCCAUGGUCCAUGCUAACGAUGCACGUUUUGAAUAUUUUACCAAAAAGGUGUUCCCAAGGAUUAGAGAUUCUGUUCAGGGUGGAGUAAUGAUCUUUAUCAAUUCUUACUUCGAGUACUAUAUUAUUGCAAAGUAUCUGAAGUCGCAAGACGCCUCUUUCUGUUUUAUUGAUGAAGAUGCAAGCACAGAGGUUAAAUCCCGUGCACGACAAGAGUUUUUUGACGGGAGCAAACAGAUCAUGCUUUACACUGAGAGAGCAUACUUCUUUUGGGGAUACAAGGUCCGCGGCAUAAAGAAAUUAAUUUUUUAUUCUCUGCCGGAGCGAAAGGAGUUUUACCCUCGGAUAACGAACAUGCUUGAAGAAUCAGAUGACAUGGUGUCCACUGUGCUUUUUUCUCGUUAUGAUGUGCGCCAGCUGAAAAGGAUCGUCGGGAAUGAUAAAGGAAGUAGAUUGAUCAGUUCUGAGAGUAGCAUCGUUGCUUUCCGUUAAGAAGGAGUGGAGACUGGAGAGUGAUCAACGUGCCCAUCCAAAGCUUUUUAAUUUUGAUUUUUUAUAUAUUUAAAUUUCUUUUUAUUUUUAUUUUUCAGUCAAGUGGAGGAUUGAAUAUUUAUUAAUAUAUCACAAAAUCAUUACAAAGAGGAGAACAGGCAGAAAAUGAAAGGAUACAAAAUUAAGCCAAACUAUUACACACUAAUAAUAUAAAGGCCACCAAACCGG
Molecule: messenger RNA, 2409 nt
Organism: Camelina sativa (false flax)
Lineage: Eukaryota; Viridiplantae; Streptophyta; Magnoliopsida; Brassicales; Brassicaceae
Product: protein NUCLEOLAR FACTOR 1
Biological process (GO): maturation of SSU-rRNA from tricistronic rRNA transcript (SSU-rRNA, 5.8S rRNA, LSU-rRNA)
Cellular component (GO): nucleolus; small-subunit processome
Molecular function (GO): U3 snoRNA binding; rRNA binding
Source: RefSeq, a predicted model, not a curated record